This is a messenger RNA of Lachancea sp. 'fantastica', 1599 nucleotides long. Lineage: Eukaryota; Fungi; Ascomycota; Saccharomycetes; Saccharomycetales; Saccharomycetaceae. The record is from the annotation of a GenBank genome assembly.
AUGACUUCUAGAGCACCAUAUGGGGUGGUAUUGAACGAACGAAGUCGACGAGAAUUCGAACUUCUGAAUAGUCUGUGUGCCGUGGAAAACUAUGGCCACUUGUUGUCGUAUCUGGAGGCCCAGCUGCGACGAGCCUGGUUGAAUAAAGCUUUCGUGGUUCCACCUGCAGACGUCCUGAUAGUGAUUAUGACUCUAGCCGUUUUACCAGAUGCCGAAUUGUCGGGUUCAGAGGUCAAAUUGGACCCCUGCAGCGUGAUCAAGGCCUCGAUCGGCUCUCGUAGCUUGAAAGUCCUGGUCCAGUUUGUCGAAAUUUUGCUCAAAAAGGUGCCAGAUACAAGGAUCGACUACAACCUCAAUUUGCUACGCUGCCAAUUCUUUAUCGUGCUGGACCAGCUCAAUUCACCUGGAUCGCAGCUUUUGUUCUCCACGAGGUACAGGGACUCUCAAAAACGAAGGAAAACCAAUUCGCGAAUCUCUCUAGAAGAUACUCCGAAUUAUAGUGGGACAAAUGCAGAAUCUUCCGGGUUCCGCAAUCCUUACGGCAGUUAUGUGAGCGUUUUAGAGCACAAACCUCGAGUUCUCAAAAAUAUCGUUUUGACUAUGCUGCUGGCGCAUGGCGGAGAAUUUUGGAACAGCGUGAUUUGGACGAUUUACUGUUCUAUAUCUGAUGACUCGCAUCUUUACGAGCGGAGCAAACGAUGGACACGACUUUUGUCCUUGAUUUUUGACUUGUUUGAGCUACGAAACGAAUACUGUACAAAAUUGGGACUGGAUUCCAACGCACAAGAGUCGCCAAACUACGUCAGCCCGCUACUCAAUCUGUUUUGCUCUCUCAACACGAGCGACACACUUACUGCGCUUUGUGAUAUUCUUUUGCUAGGAUUUGACUACUCGACGGCGGGUGCCGUCAGUGUUCAUGCCGUUUACGAUAAGGAAUUUACCAAACCUGCCACGUAUGUGACGCGGACGGUCGAAGAUCGGUCCCUGAGGUUCAUGGAGUCAAUGGCGUUCCGCCACCGUCUCCUUUUAUCGUUCACUAAAUUAAUCGACUCACUGCCAGACCACUUGCAAAGCACUUACCAAAACCUCUCCAAUGCUCGAUUCAACAAAACUUUGUCAAGAUUUCUCAGCCGGAUUGAGAAUUUGUCACAGUUAAAGCACUUUUUCUGCGUUGCAAAUCUGUCGGCGUUUUUGGGAACAAUGCCUCACAUUGCACAGGCGACCCUCAACGAAUGUCUCGUUGAUUUGGAACAACAGCGCGAAGUAUCUCUGGUAGAUAGUUUGGGCGGCGAUGAUACGAUGAUAAAUGAGCUCAUAGAUCUGUUUGGGUCAGGAUUCCCGCUUUUGGAUAGAAAUGACGUCCAGCCUCGAAAUACCACCUACACACUGAUAGAGAAAUGCGACAUAUGUCUGCUCGUAAUUUUGAGAUAUUGGGAAUAUGUUCAUCAGUCAAGUCGCAUAAAAACUAGGCAAUCUUACCAAGAUCUUCUAGAAUCCGUCCAUCAAAACGAUCAAAGAAGAAUAACAUUCGCGAGAGUCAUGAAUUGGGAAGAAGCUCAGUUACCUCUACUUUCACCACAAUUAAAUAAAAUGCUAUAA